Eleginops maclovinus (Patagonian blennie) is the source of this 3276-nucleotide messenger RNA. RefSeq names its product dynein, axonemal, heavy chain 9 (gene dnah9). Gene Ontology annotation, cellular component: axonemal dynein complex. Bases 452 to 3100 code for a protein of 882 amino acids. Gene Ontology annotation, biological process: microtubule-based movement. The record is from RefSeq and is a predicted model, not a curated record. The transcript has 19 exons. Gene Ontology annotation, molecular function: dynein intermediate chain binding; minus-end-directed microtubule motor activity; dynein light intermediate chain binding. NCBI's taxonomy places the organism in Eukaryota, Metazoa, Chordata, Actinopteri, Perciformes, Eleginopidae.
AACAGACGCUGAAGGCGGCAUGGCCGUUAUGAUUUAAAUAAACCAACGGUCGGAUUUCAUGAAAUUUUAACGGAUUUCAUGCAGUUUUAACGGAUUUCAUUAAGUUUUAACGGAUUUCAUGCAGUUUUAACGGAUUUCAUUAAGUUUGAACGGAUUUCAUGAAGUUUUAACGGAUUUCAUGAAAUUUUAACGGAUUUCAUGCAGUUUUAACGGAUUUCAUUAAGUUUUAACGGAUUUCAUGCAGUUUUAACGGAUUUCAUUAAGUUUUAACGGAUUUCAUUAAGUUUUAACGGAUUUCAUUAAGUUUUAACGGAUUUUAUGCAGUUUAACGGAUUUCUCCCGUGUCAUGAACUGUAGAAGCAGAGAAAUAGCUGCUGCUGGAGGAGGAAAUACUGCUCAGAAUUGAAUCCACAUUUCUAAGUGUUUCCAGAGUAAACCAGGGAACCACCAGAUGGAGGGCAGCAGGGACGAGCGUCUGGAUCUGAUCCUCCGCUUCACACUGAGCAGCUUGGGGCUGAAACUGGAGGUCUGGAGGGACUUCCUGUCUGAGGAGGAGAACCAGGUGACCCUCAGCAGCUUCUUCAGCACCGCAGACUACACCAACCUCUUCCUCUGCCGGGACCCGCGGCUUCGUGUCAGCCUGACCUUCCCCACACAGACCCCUUCUAAAGUCCUGUGUAUCUCCAGGACCAGCUGCGCAGUCAUCACCUCUGAAAACAUCAGAGACAUGUUAAUAAUGCAGGAGGUGCAGGGGGGUGGCGCCGUGAGCUGCAUCAGCGCCGUCUGCCAGGAGAUCACCUGCCCGUUGCUCAGUAACCUAGAGACGAGUGGCGGCUGGGCGCCUGGUGUUGCGGAGGAGGCGCUGAGGUUCAUGGAGCUUCAGAAGAACGAGGCCCUGGUGAUGGAGGCUCAGAUAGACGGGCGCACCUUCCUGCCUCACCCCCAUGCUCUACACGACAACCAUCUCCAUGGUGAUGUUGUCCACGAUGGAGAUCUCCACGACAACAACCUCCAUGCUGAUGUUGACGAGAGGAAGCUGUCAGACCUGAAGCUUCUCCACGCCUGUGAUUGGACGAUCAUCGAGUGGGCGGAGCUUGUGGCAGAGUUCCUGCAGCAGGACUCGUCUCAGGCGGUUCUGGACGGACUGAAACCGCUGCCAAGCGAGGAGUUCAACUUCUGGAGGAACAGACUGAAGAACAUGCUCCUCAUCCAGCAGCAGCUGAGCAGCAGCAGAGCACAGCAGGUGGUCUCCAUCGUCCAGAGGGCAGACAGCGUGUACCUGUCCACGCUCAGAGACAUCCACACAGACCUGCAGCAAGGGCUGAAGGAGGCGCAGGACGUGACGGAGAACCUGGAUGGUGUGCAGCAGAAGCUGGAAGAGCUGCAGCUGAUGGAGUUCCAGCAGCUGGAAGCCAACACGGCGGUGGUGAUGGAGGAGGUGCAGCUGCUGUGGAUCCGGUCCGAGUUCUACUGUAAACCCUGCAGGGUGGUGGUGCUGCUGCAGGAGCUGUGCAACCUGUUCAUACAGAGGAGCAGGGAGUUCCUGCAAGGGGGGGAGCUGCUGCAUGGUCUGCUGAAGGGUCCUGCUGCGGCUCUGCAGGCAGUCAGCCUGGUGGUCCGGACCCUGCAGUCCCUCAGAGAGACCUUCAGCCAGAGUAGGAGAAGGCUGCAGGACAUGAAGCAGGAGGGGGCUGCUCAGAGCUGGGACUUCCCUUCACACCUCGUCUUCCUCCACCUGGAUACGUUUCUGCUACACCUGCAGAACAUCCAGGAGGUGUAUAGGGUCAGUCUGCAGCUCGGUCAGCUAGAGGAUGUGGUGGUGUCAGGCGCUGGCGGCAGGAAGUGGACGGAGGAGGUUCAGGAGGUGUAUCAGGAUUUCCUUCAUCAUGUGACUUCUCUGUCAGAGUGUACCUGUGACCCCAUCGACCCCAUGCACCAGGGCUUCCGGCUGCUCCUGGAUAAGUUCCAGCUGCAGGUGGUGCAGGUGGAGCGCCGGCUGGUGUCGGUGCUCUGCAGAGCUCUGCAGGACUGCAGCGAGCCAUGCUCUGCGGCCAAGCUGCUGCAGAUGUUCAGCUUCAUGCUGCACCGCCCUCUAAUCCAGGAGCAGCUGCGCCCCCAACUGCUGCACCUGCUUCAGAAGUUCCUGCUGGAGCUGGACCUCACCGAGCAGCUGUUCUACAACCAGAGAGAGGAGGCACACACUUUCAGCUGCUACACCCCCCUACCUGCAGCCGCACUCUGCUGGAGCCGGCAGCUCAGGCUAAGGGCAGGGCACAUGCUGGACCUCUACACUACCCUGCAACACCUGUACCGGUCCAGUGAGUGUGAGCAGGUGGAGCAAAGGGUGCAGCAGCUGCAGGUUCUGCUGCAGGACUUCAGAGCCCGGUGGCUCUUAGACUGGAUCAAUGAUCUCGACUCAGACUGUGGAGUCCUGCUGCAGCAGCAGCUCAUACAGCAGCUGCAGCAAGGCAUGCUGGGAGUCACCUGCAGCCACACGCUGGAGGCGGUGCUCAGGCAGCUCAGGUGUCUAAGCAGGGAUCCAGAUGUAGAGCUCCGCCCCCUCGCUGCUCACCUGUUCUCCUGCAGGGAUGACAUCACAGAAAGUUAUCUCAGCCUGGGUCACAUGGUGUCCUGCUACAACCAGGUGCUGCAGGACGGCCUGCAGGUGGAGCAGCCUCUGAUCCAGGACCAGCUGCGGGACCUGGACCAGAACAUGGCAAAACUGCAGAGCAGUACCUGGGGCAGUGGAGGUGUGCAUCAGCUGGUGCAGCAGCUCAGUCAGAGAGUGUUGAUGUUUCACUCCACCGUGUGCAAGGCCAGAGCCAACAUGGACGCCAUGACAGGCAUCAUACAGGGCUGGGCGGAGCUUCGCCUGCUGCACUCAGGAAACUUCCUAUCGGAGGACGGAGCUGCAGGGCGGGGCUACAGGUGCAUCUCGGAGGAAGGUCAGGAGCUGCUCCGGCUCACACAGGUGAACUGCAGUCUGUACGCUGCUGAACACGCCCCCCCCCGCCUGGAGCAGCUACCUGGAUCACAUCGACAACAAAGUUCAGGAGGCUCUGUUCCUCAUGCUGCACACUGCACUCACCUUCCUGAGUGACAGCAUGAGCCCUCAGAGCUGCAGCGUGCUUCUGACAGUGAGUCUGCAGCUGCAGGAAACAGGAAGUGUGUUUGAGCCGUCAGUGGGCGGCGGCCUCUCCGACCUCCUGCAGAACGUCAUCUCCGACGUUUACAGCGCCGCCAGCCUGCCCCCGCGCAUCUCUGUCGGUCGCCACG